CAACUACCAAGACCGUGUCUUCUAGAGGCUCGCAACAGAGUCCUGCUCCUCUGCAUUUUUAUUGCUCCGCAGCUUCCUGACAAUGGUAUAGCCCCGGAAAUAAGUCCUCGUCAUGGCUCCCGCGCAGUCCUUCGUUACCAGCUAUCCCCCGCGACUCCGUCAAUACGCCAAUACCCUACUCCAACCUGUCCUCCAAACCCAGAAUGUAGGCCCAGGAAGUCGCACAACGAAACGAGGGACCACGAUCAUAAACUAUGCCGACGACGCCUACGAUGAUGACGACUUCGAAGACAGCGAAAAUUCACGACGCCCAACGGGCCUGCGAUCGUUACGAAGGGAAGAACUCGACAAAAGAGAGCCCCAACAUGAAAAGUUAGGAAAAGAGUUGCAUGAACCCCUGGACCUGCAGCCCAUAUACAGGGACUGGAUACUUAGGAGGACCGUCAGGCCCCAGUACGUUCAGGAUUUUCUCAUGUCUAACCCCGACUAUUUCAAAGACUCCGUCCCGUUCAGGCACAGUCCAUGUAUUGACCCGAUACCUAUGCGAUGUAGGACCGACUGCCAGGCCCAUAUACAAGCCCAGCUACCCUUGACGCUGAUACCCAUUCGGAUCGAUCUCGAUGUGCCCCAGCACCAGCCAGAUGCACCGUAUCCCCUGCCCUCGCAGGCGAUGGCCGCUGGCCUCAACCCAGCACUUCCAGUCUUCAAGCGACCCGAGCCCACCCCAGCUUACAAGAUACGAGACAUAUUUCUUUGGAACCUUCAUGAGGAACUACUGACCCCAGAUGAUUUCGCUUUGAAUUUCGUCCGAGAACUUGACUUGCCCAAUCAGACCGCGCUUGCCAUGAACGUAAGCCAACAGAUCCGAAAUCAACUCGAGGAUUAUGCCGGGGUUGCCAUGCAUCCGCUGUUUCAUACCCAGGGAAAGAGAUCACAGAUGCCAGAAGUGAAUAAUGCUGGCACUCCGUCAGCGGUGGUCAAUGGCAGUUCUCGCGAUGGAACUCCAAGACCUAUUAGAGGUGCUUCAAUAUCGCGGCCUGCAUCGACAGCACCUGCCACACCUGCACCUUCAACACCUCGGCAAAUCACACUUGCUAAUGGCGCAUCAGUAACAGCCGUUGCUUCUCCACUGCCAGCAGAGCCUGUCAUUAUACCUGAUGACCCGACUGAAGACCUGUCUCUGAACCCGGACGAUUCAUUUCGGUGCAUCAUAACAUUGUCGAUUUACCUCUCCUCGAGGCUUUACCAAGAUAAGUUCGAGUGGUCCCUCUUGCACCCUCCUGGUGCAGCCGAGGCAUUCGCUAAGCAGACAUGUGCGGACAUGGGCCUGAAUGGCGAAUGGGUUAUGGCCAUCACUCAUGCAAUUUACGAAGCAGUCCUGAGAUUGAAGAAGGAAGCUUGUGAAGGCGGGAUGGUGAUGAUUGGCGGCGGCGCCUGGGGCGGUGGCGAAAUCGACAAUCAAGCGGUGCGAGCUGAAGAAGGUGCUGGUUGGCGAUACGACGUCGACGACUUUGGUGCUGAAUGGGAGCCCAAAUUCGAGGCAUUGAGCAAAGAAGAGAUUGAGAAGCGGGAAGGCGAUCGAGAACGACAACUAAGACGAUUGAGGAGAGAAACAGCGAGAUUCAGCUCGACCGCUGGAAUGGUUCCAUCUGCACGAGAACAAGAAGCCCAAUUACGUGGCAGUUACUUCGACUAUACUGCCGUUGGCGCAGGUGGUGAAGAUACUCCAUCUCUUGGUCGUGGUGAGAGAAGCAAGAAGAAGAGGCGUUUCCGCUCUCUGAGUCCCCUCGGCAAAGCUGGAACUCCCGAGAGCUCUGCCAGUGCUGCUUGGGGCGGCGAGGGUAAUAGGCUGCAAGAGUAUGAAAGACAGACAUGGCGAUGUAAGCAUUGUCUUAUCUGGGGCAAUGCCAUCUGGGCUGUGAGGGAUGGACCACUCGGAGCGAGGACUCUUUGCAAUAAUUGCGGGCUUAUCUUUGAGCGAGACAAGAAAUUACCGGUCUGGGCAGAAGGACUGCACAAACACGAUAUUCCUCUUGGGAGAUAGGCCAUGGUUCGAGGAGUAUGGAAAGGAAAUGAGGUCCAUGUAUUGCAUUGAUGUGGGGCGUUCUUUUUCAAUAUGUUGUUACGGAUCCCUGGAACCUUUCUCCUAGCUGGUCAGGAUCUUUCUCGAAUCUGUUUUACUAUCGGGGCAUCAGUAGGAAGGGCGCUUUAAUCCAGCAGGGUGUUGCAUUGGGAGGCGAUAAAACCUGCACUAUUGGCUAUUUGGGGAGUUCUUGUGUGGCUCAGAGAUACAGUCUUCGCCGAGAGUGGCUAUUAAAUUGCCACAUGAUGGCUAGAGAGCCAUGAAUGAACUUUUAAGACCUUUCCACCG
This is a messenger RNA of Exophiala oligosperma, 2371 nucleotides long. RefSeq lists its product as uncharacterized. Bases 113 to 2044 code for a protein of 643 amino acids. The record is from RefSeq and is a predicted model, not a curated record. Gene Ontology annotation, cellular component: nuclear chromosome; RSC-type complex; nucleus. The transcript has 2 exons. NCBI's taxonomy places the organism in Eukaryota, Fungi, Ascomycota, Eurotiomycetes, Chaetothyriales, Herpotrichiellaceae. Gene Ontology annotation, molecular function: transcription coregulator activity. Gene Ontology annotation, biological process: chromatin remodeling; regulation of transcription by RNA polymerase II.